GUAGUCCACCGGCGCGCGGGCGCGUUCGGCAGUCGCAGUUUGGGACGCGGGGCGUGCGGUUGCAGUUUUCUUUCCCGUUUUGCUGUCACAGCCGAUCCCUUCUCCGAGUCCAGGAUAGACUGGGCGCGCGCCCGCGUGUGUGUGUGUGAGCGGGACUCAGGGCAGAGGUGUCCCCUCACUGUCUUUUUUUUUUUUUUAUUCCUUUUAUCCAAAGAAGGCAGUUCUUACCUUUGCCUCCCGGUCGCCCAUUUGGGAGCCCGGCUGGCGUGCGGAGUGGUUCGGGUUUUCUUUUUGUUUUCUUUUUUCUUUUUUUAAUUUUGAACUUGUGAGCGCUCUUCCCCUCCUUUUUACCCCCUCUUCCCCUCCCCCCAAUUUGGGCUCAGUGCCGCCAGCGCUGGUUUCCUUGAAUAACCGCUUUCUGCCCAUUCUCUGGCAACCCCAGCCUCAGUUUGUCCCUCCGCCCUCGCCCCUGGCCCGGGAGGGUGGGAAGCCUUGUCCCCGCCCUUCCCGUCCGCGUCUCGGCAGCGGUAGCCGCACCUGCUCAAUAUGAAUGGGGUCAACGACCCACCUCUUUUUAUAAAAGAUAUUAAGCCCGGACUGAAAAACUUAAAUGUCGUCUUUAUUGUCCUGGAGAUAGGACGCGUGACCAAAACCAAAGACGGCCAUGAAGUCAGAUCGUGCAAAGUAGCAGAUAAAACGGGCAGCAUCACUAUUUCCGUGUGGGAUGAGAUUGGAGGUCUCAUACAGCCAGGGGAUAUUAUUCGGUUGACCCGAGGAUACGCAUCCAUGUGGAAAGGAUGUCUGACACUUUAUACUGGAAGGGGUGGUGAACUUCAAAAAAUUGGAGAAUUUUGUAUGGUUUAUUCGGAAGUGCCAAAUUUCAGUGAGCCCAACCCAGAUUAUCGAGGACCGCAGAACAAAGGGGCACACAAUGAACAGAAGACUAAUUCCAUGAAUAGUAAUAUAGGUACAGGUACAUUUGGAUCAAUGGGAAAUAGCCUUCAAACUGGCCCUGAAUCAAGGGGAUACCAACUUUCAUAUGCUGGUAGAAGCAAUGUCCGGGGACCUAUCAAUACACAGCUACCAGGAGCUGCUAAUAAUCAAACAGUCAUGACCACAAUAAGUAAUGGCAGGGACCCUCGGAGAGCCUUUAAAAGAUGACCUAUGCCAAAUAGUCACAUGUAGUUUUUAAACUACGUGCCCUACUUGAACACUUAGUGCACUUUUAUUUAUUGUUAACUGUGAAAAAUAUGUCCUUUAUUGGUUUCCUUUUACGUUUUUGGUUUGUUAAGAAGAGUGGUUUUUUUAUAGCAAAACUGUUAAGCUGCUCAAGUCUCCUGUUGAAUGGGAACACUGAAAAGUAGGGGCAUAUAUUUUUAGAGCAAAAAGUUAUUGGAUAUCCUCUAAAAAUUGCACCCAUUUCAAGGGUGAGUUAUUUAAAACAUCAGCUUUAUAGCCUCUAUGAGUCUUCUGUAUGAAUUUUGUAAUAUUUCACAUAAGGCUUAAUGGGAGAUGUUCUUUGUCGUGAAUUCAGAUAUUGCCAACUAAAGCAAUAACCACCAAAAAAACAAAACAAAACAGAAACUUGGUCAAUGCCAACAAUAGUUUUUGAGUGUUUGUUACUCCAAGAAUGAAUGAUUUUGUUGAGUGACUACCAUUAAGAUUUCCCAAGAAAUGAAUCAUCUUAAAUGAAUCAUCCUAAAUUGUUUCAUUACCAAAAAAGAUUAUCAGAAUUAUGGAACAGAAUGCAAUCUGUAUUGUAAUAUGUAAGUUUUAGAGGAAAGCUACUUUGCUUUAUUUUCAGAUAGUGCUCUUAACAUUUGUUAUUAGCGUGGAUUUUGAAAGAAAAUUUUAAAAGAGGCCUUGAAUAUUUAUUUUUGAAUCUACCAUGUUAAAUAUUGAGAUGUUUAAUUUGAGAGAGUUAUAAAGUCAUAAUAAACAUUGAUCUAAUUAUUUUUAAAAAUAAUUUUGGUGAACGUAGUGAAGGUGAUUCAAAUUGAAUUCAUAUAUUAAUAUGCAGUCUUAAGUUAUAGAUCCUAGGUAUUUACAGGUACUCAGCCUGAACUGAAAAUCCUAGGUGGUACUUCAAUUUGAAGUUGUGUGUGUUGUCAAAAGUUUCUGAAUACAAUUCACAUAGCCUUAUUAAAUAGCAAAAGUUAAAUGACAAAGAAGUGAUUACAGCUUUAUUUAGAAACAUUAAGGUGGAAUUUAUUUAUGUGUCAUAAAUGGUACCCACUUCUACUUUUUACUGUAGGGUGGUUAACUGGCAAAUUUUUCUUUUGUUUAGAAUUGACCUCUUCUUAAAUAUUAUCUCUUGAAUAAAACUUGCGUUAAUGUUAACAGAUUUUGGAGUUUUGGAAAAUUAAAGUACUGUCAGAUGUGGGUUACUGUC
Ictidomys tridecemlineatus (thirteen-lined ground squirrel) is the source of this 2392-nucleotide messenger RNA. RefSeq names its product nucleic acid binding protein 1 (gene Nabp1). Gene Ontology annotation, molecular function: DNA binding. NCBI's taxonomy places the organism in Eukaryota, Metazoa, Chordata, Mammalia, Rodentia, Sciuridae. Gene Ontology annotation, biological process: response to ionizing radiation; double-strand break repair via homologous recombination; mitotic G2/M transition checkpoint. The record is from RefSeq and is a predicted model, not a curated record. Gene Ontology annotation, cellular component: SOSS complex.